GAUUCCAGGCUGUAGAUACCAGUGUACACUAGUUGAAGAUGCCAACAGUGUGCAGUCUCUGGAGAAGGAAAUGCAGGUUCAUUUGUCUGUAGAAGAACCAAAGCUAGUUUCCACAGUUGAAGAUGCUCUCAGCAGUUCCCAUCAAGUGAUGACAGAAUCCACAGAGCCAGCCAAUCCUGUUAAUGAUAUGAAACAUUUGAUAUGUAGACUAGCUGCUCUCUGUGACAUGACUGUUGUUCAGGAUGAGCUCUUAACAGUUGCUUCUAAGAAUAUUUUUGUCCCCUCAGAUAAAGAUAUAAAAUCUAUCAAAAAGAAAUUUCUUGAGAACUUUGACAACGACAAGCUUAAGAAAAUGAAAGAAGUUCUGAAACUGAAAAAAGGCAGGCAGAAAAAACAGCAGCUAAGAGCUCUUAUUGCAGACUCUGGCCUUUCAAAGGAACAGUUGCUACUCUUAGCUCAGGAUACAAAUUCUCGGAUUAAAAAAUUAAUGAGCUUGAGAAGUAUUCCUGAAGGCUUCAGGAAAGAGGUUGUUUUGAAAGACCACAGAAAAGCCCUAAAGAUGAAAACGCAAGAGCGUCAGCAAAAACUUCUUGAGAUGGCUGAAAUGCUGAAAAGAAAUCAGAUAAGUGACCCAGGUGUGACAAUUAUGUCCAAGUCCGGGGGUAAAAAGUGUGUUCUCCACAAGUCCUCUAUAUCUGUGGUGUCACACAGCACCCAGCAGUUGUCAUUAGAAAAUAUUACUGAAGUGGCUGAGACUCUGUCUGGAAAGAGCAAGAAAAUUAUUAUGCAACCAGGUUGCCAAGAUAAGACUAAAGAUAUAAUGAAACUGGAGUAUGGUAGACGGACCUGUGUAAAGAAGAAGAUGAAACAGAUUAUAGCCAAAAUUUUAGAUGAAGUUAGUGAUGCCGGAUACCGUGUAAUAGUAACAACAACUGUUGGUUCAGAAGCAGGCUCCCACAGUGCAGAACUGUCAAUCAUACCAAUCAAAGUAGAUGACUUUCUACCAGAGACUAAGGAAAGUGAUGUGAAGCCUGAACUUUCUGAGGAAGAUUAUGCUAAACAGUUGGAAAGAGAGCAAAUUUUAGAAAAACAACAGGCUAAUGAAGAAAAAAUGAAGGAACUUGAAAUCAAAUUACUGAGGAUUUUAACCGGUACAGAAGAGAUGUUUAUUCCCACCAGGAAACGCUACAGUAAAGGAGAACCUCAUAUGUCAGAUGCUGAGAGAAUGAAGGAAUACAGAAAGAAGUUAAAACAAGAUCCAGACAAAUACCAGAUGUGCAAACAGAAACGUGCAAUGAACAGAAAGAGGCAUAGACUCAGUGAGCUGGUGGCCAAGGUGAAAGUAAAUACAGCAGGUUCUUCUGUGACUGUAAUACCAGCAGCUCCUGUCAAUGAAGAAUCUCAUGGAUCACAGACAAUGGGCACUCUGGUUAGCAUGACACAGCCAGUAGGUGGGGUGACCAUGCACUGCCCUCAGGUAUACGAGCACCCCGGUAGUCACCAGGCGACAGCAUCGGUUGUCAAUGUCCAUCACACAACACAGUAUGUUGGACAGGUGUCAGGGAUACAUGGCAGCCAUCAGCACCAGCAGCCCAUUGCUUAUGGAAGUGACAUGGAUAUUGUGGAACUUAUUGCUGCCACUCACAGUGUUCAGAAUCAGCAUUAUGGUUAA
Candidula unifasciata is the source of this 1672-nucleotide messenger RNA. The record is from the annotation of a GenBank genome assembly. NCBI's taxonomy places the organism in Eukaryota, Metazoa, Mollusca, Gastropoda, Stylommatophora, Geomitridae.